AUAAUCUCAAAGUCAGAAAGUAAGAGAGAAAAAGUAUUUUUUGGAAAGAAUGAGAAACUCGAAAGAAAACCAGCUUUGUUGUUAAUGUCUUCGAAUUCCAACACCACCCAAAAACGACAACUUCCACUUCAACACUUGAAGCCAAAUUUUCUUUUUCAAACUCCAAACACCCCCUCCUCUCUCUCUCUCUCUCUCUCUCUCUCUCUCUCUCUCUUAUAUGCUUUCUUUCUUCACCAAACACAACACCCUUGUGAUCUGUCUGUCUCUGCGUUUUCAGUACGCAUAGAUCCUGCUCUAUUGUUUUCUGAACCCACUCUUCCACUUUCAAUUCCUUAGCCAACACUUGAUUAUGGGGUCCAUCAAAGAUUUCUUCUUCAAUGCACUCUAACUUAAUCACCUUUCUUUCAUAAUCAUAACCAAGCUAUGGAUUUUAAGAUUUUAGAUUUUCCACUGCAACCAAAUUCACUCUUGGAAAAUGGAAUCCGGUGGGCCUGAAUCCGCAAGCCCCAUGACCCACAGGGUUCAGUCUCUGUCCUCAGCAGAUACAAGAGGGAAACAUAGGAUACAUGCUGAACUCAAACGCUUGGAGCAAGAAGCACGAUUCUUAGAGGAAGAGUUGGAACAACUUGAAAAGACGGAGAAAGCAUCUACAACGUGCAAAGUAAUGCCCAGCAAUGUAGAAACAAAACCUGAUCCAUUACUACCAUCAACAGUUGGUCCCCUAAGUCCUGCAUGGGAUCGAUGGUUUGAAGGCCCCCAAGAUUCUAAAAGCUGCUGUAGAUGCUGGAUUCUCUGAUGAUGAUCAAUGCUAAUUGCCAACCCCACCCCUUCCCCCCCUUUUAAUCCAAUAUUGGUCUAAAUGAGUUUUGAAAAAAUAUUGUCAUUGGCAAAUUUUCAUGAAUGCUCCCUUGUGCGGAUGACAAUUAUAGCAAAUACAUAGUUUUUAUGUUUCAGAUGACAGCUUGAUUGCUGA
Messenger RNA from Glycine soja, 973 nucleotides. RefSeq names its product guanine nucleotide-binding protein subunit gamma 2-like. Bases 476 to 796 code for a protein of 106 amino acids. The record is from RefSeq and is a predicted model, not a curated record. The transcript is spliced from 4 exons. Gene Ontology annotation, biological process: G protein-coupled receptor signaling pathway. Lineage: Eukaryota; Viridiplantae; Streptophyta; Magnoliopsida; Fabales; Fabaceae.